Entelurus aequoreus (snake pipefish) is the source of this 4503-nucleotide messenger RNA. It is a transcript of the gene mcf2a, whose product is annotated as MCF.2 cell line derived transforming sequence a. NCBI's taxonomy places the organism in Eukaryota, Metazoa, Chordata, Actinopteri, Syngnathiformes, Syngnathidae. Gene Ontology annotation, molecular function: protein binding; guanyl-nucleotide exchange factor activity. The record is from RefSeq and is a predicted model, not a curated record. Gene Ontology annotation, biological process: intracellular signal transduction; dendrite development. Bases 332 to 3637 code for a protein of 1101 amino acids. Gene Ontology annotation, cellular component: cytoplasm. The transcript is spliced from 30 exons.
GUUAAGCGACGGACACGUUGAUCCAGACAAGCGGCAACAAUGGUACACAUUUCAGUGUCUAAUCUUUGUCACGAAACUUGGUCAAACAUUUCGCAGAGCUGACGCACUAAGCCCAAAGAGAGGGAGAGAGGGGAAGCCAGUCCGAGGAACAGGCGGCGAGCUCCGACCACACGCCUUUUUGUUGUGGGACAAGAAGCGGCGGAUCUACCAUGUCCACACCUGGGUGUCGUCCACUGCCACGCGUGAGGAGGAUGUGAAGACCCUGGACGACUUUGUUGUCUGGUUCUGUACCAGGAGGGCAUGGGCCCGGGCCUAGCUGCAGGAGGAGUCCAUGACCGAGUCCAAGAACCGGGAGGAGGAGAUGGAGAGCUACCGAGACCUCCUGCAGGCCGGCUGCCAGCUGGAGGACACACUGCAGCAGGUGACUGUUCCUAUGAGCAUGAAGGAGGUUGGUGGCUACAUAGAGAAGCAGGUUGCGUACCUGUCAGGUGGUCGUGGAGAAGACUCCAGCGUCAUCAUCACUCUCCCACAAUGCUCUGCUUUCAGGGACAUCCCAGAGGAGGCCUUGGCCAAAGUCUUCACGUACCUCACACUCAUCCCCAGAACCAGACAACCAGGGGUCAAGUUUAUCGUCAUUUUGGACCGCAGACUUGACACGUGGGCUUCUAUCAAGAAUGCACUGGCCAGAAUAGCAGCCUCCUUUCCCGGGAACCUCCACCUGGUGUUGGUGCUGCGACCCACCAGCUUCUUCCAUCGCACCGUCGCCGACAUCGGCUUUCGCUUUGGCCAGGAGGACUUCAUGUUGAAGAUGCCGGUGGUGAUGCUGAGCUCCGUCACCGACCUGCUGAAGUACAUCGACGAGAACCAGCUGACGUCUGAGUUCGGAGGCACUUUGGACUACUGCCAUAGCGACUGGAUCCUUCUAAGGACGGCCAUUGAAGGUUUUGCCGUCACGGUCAAAGACAUCGCGCACAUGCUGCAGGCCUUCGGCACUGAACUGGCCGAGACUGAACUGCCCGGCGAGGGCGGCGCCAUCGAGCACCUCCUGGCGUCUCACAAUGACAAAUACCGGAAGCUUAAAGAGGCCAUUAUAUCUCUGUUCAAGGAGGGUCAGCACCUUCUGUCAAGCCUGGAGACAACUACGAGGGACAGCGAGGACCCUCAGUGGGACGUCAAGCUGGACUGGGAGACGGUACAAAGGCUCCUCAAUCAACUGAGAGACAUGGAAUCAGCCUUUGAUGGCUUCUUUGACAAGCACCACCUGAAACUGCAUCAGUACUUGCAGCUGCUCACAUUUGAGAAAGGUUUUCAUGAGAUGCAGUCGUGUCUGCAGCGUCUGUCGUCUCAGGAGGACGAGCUGUCCACACGUGGUGACACUCUGGCUCAAGCCGAGCAGGCUCUCAAACAGCUGGACACUUCGGAAUUGUUUGCACAGGAUGUGAUGUCACGUGCACAGAUCAUCAUCCUCCACGGACACCAGCUUUCCGCAGGCCACCACUACGCCACCUCUCUCAUCAUGCAGCGCUGCAACGAGCUGCGCCAUCACUGUGAUACCCUCAGUACGGCCCUGGCCGCCAAACGCUGUUAUCUCCUGCAAACGCACCAAUUGCUGCUAUCUCUGGACCAGGCCCAAACCUGGUGUGAUGAUGGAGCGUAUCUGCUGGCCAAUCAGCUGGUGGAGAAGUUCCAGUCCAAGGAGGGGGCUCAGGCUGCUUUGAAGGCCAUUGAGAGCUUCCUGGACCGGGCGCCAUCUUUGAUGACAUCAGGACCUGACGUUCUUGCGCUGGAGUACGAGGCUGUCAUCACCCCUCAGCUGCAGGUGAAAAUUGAUAAAACGUUUGAGAAGCAUGCAGCUGUGCAGCAGAUGGUCCAGAACAGACAAGCCAGUCUUAGGAAGCUGGCUGAUAAACAUGUCCGCCCGGUCCAGCUGGUGGCGCCCCGUGCUGAGAACCCGCCUCACUCUAAGUCCCCUAUCUUCUCCCCCAAGCACGCUGAUGGUUUGAAAUUCACCUUUGACCUCCCGCUUCCUGGAAAGAGGGCGUCUCGCAAAGGCCCUAACUCUCGCACAAUCGAGGUCAUCCACCACUACCAGGAGAGUCGCAGCUGCGUGACGUACGGCGUGGAGGGUGAGGACAGCCCCGAUGUUCUCAAGCGUCAUGUGAUGAGGGAACUCAUCGAGACGGAGAGAAUCUACGUGGAGGAGCUGCUGUCCGUUCUUCUGGGCUACAAGGCUGAGAUGGAUAACCCACUUCUGUCGGGUGUCCUGCCGGCCGCCCUGUGCAGCAAGAGAGGCGUCCUCUUUGGAAACAUGUCAGACAUCUACAAUUUCCACAGCAGAGUAUUUCUCCAGGACUUGGAGGGAUGCCUCGAGACUCCAGAAGGUGUUGGAAUCUGCUUUCUAGCGAGGAAAGACCACUUCCAAAUGUACGAGUGCUACUGUCAGAAUAAACCACGUUCGGACGCUCUGUGGCGACAGUUCUCUGACUGCGCCUUCCUUCAGGAGUGUCAGAAGAAGCUGGGACACAAACUGGGCCUUGACUCUUACCUGCUGAAACCUGUGCAACGCCUCACUAAAUAUCAGCUGCUGCUAAAGGAGCUGCUCAAAUACAGCACGGACUGCGAGGGUUCCUCUGAGCUGCAGGGGGCGCUAACAGCCAUGCUGGACCUGCUCAAGUCGGUCAACGACUCCAUGCAUCAGAUCGCCAUCACGGGAUACGAGGGGGACAUCUGCGAGCUGGGCCGCGUGUUGAUGCAAGGGCCCUUCAGCGUGUGGAUCAGCCACAAGAGAGGGUCCACUCGCAUGAAGGAGCUGGCCCGCUUCAAGCCCAUGCAGAGACACCUCUUCCUCUACGAGACGGCGCUGUUGUUCUGCAAGAGGAGGGAGGAGCACGGAGACGGCUGCGAUAAGACGCCCGCGUACGGCUUCAAGCACUGCAUCAAGAUGACCGCUGUGGGGAUCACAGAGAACGUCAAAGGAGAUCCGAGGAAGUUUGAGAUUUGGUACAGUGGGAGAGAGGAAGUGUACGUGGUUCAGGCUCCCAGCGUGGAGGUGAAGACGUCGUGGCUCAGCGAGCUCCGUCGGAUCUUGACCAACCAGCAGAGGCUCCUACGAGAUGAGGCCCAUCAAAACGGACAACAGGUAGAGCACAUGCAGCUUUCUCCGCCACCUUGUGACAGUAAGCAACAGAGGGCGUCAAUGAGCUCAGAGGACACAGAGUCCAGUAGGAGCAGUCCGGAUCGUCAGCGGCGCUCCCCGAAACGACAGCUGAUGAACCGCAGGAGUUGGCCGGGAGCUCAUCACUCAUCGAACAAUUGUCUGGAGGAAACGUCUGGAGGCAUUCUGGACCACCAGUCUGACGCACAACUGGUCAAACUGUCUCCAGGUAAAUAUCAAGCCUUAGUGGACUGCCUUCAAAACGGGCCGGACAGCAUGGUCAUCAAAAGUGGUGACGUCAUCCAGCUCAUGUGUGAAGACGACAAAGGCCGAUGGCUGGUGAGGAACCUGAGUCGGCACCAGGAUGGCUUCGUCGCGUCCGCCCGCCUGCAAGUGACCAUAAGGGGGAGCCGUCGAGCAGGCUGGUCGGGGCUGAGGGGUAGAAACCCGUGCAUUGGAGAUGGAGGUGUUACGUUACUGUGAUGUUUCUCUCAAGUCUGCUUGUGUUUCUUCUUCCCCUUGCAGCAAGGGGCCGGGAAAGAAAGCUCAGUUCUCCCUAACCACAGGGGGGCGCCAGUGAGUCUAACGAUGAACGUUUGGCGACUCAUGUCCUCGCAGAUUUUGACUGACAAUCUGGACCAAUCGGUGUUUUACCUCCACACAUUUACGCCGGAUUGUAAGAAGAAGAAAAAAAGAAAAAAAAAGACGGUAAGCACAAAAACUACACGAGCGCCGCGUCGUCUCCUCGGCUGCAAUCAUGGGUGUGUAAGUGGAGUGGUGGUCUUUUUUUUUUUUUUUUUUUUUACAUUUUGACCUAUGAUCAAUGUUGCAACAAAAAAACAUUCUUUGGACACAAAGACAAUCAAAGACCAAACUGUGGCACCCGAACUGAAAUCUUGGACCUUAGCCUCAGAGCCACUAGGGGGCAUACUUGAUGAUGUGACAGGGACUCCAUUUCUGGACAUUUAAGUUCCUUGUCAGCAUUUAAGUGCAGCACACCAUUUCUAAGGGAUUUUAGUUUCCUUGAUCUUUGCAAUAAUACUUAUUCCCUCAUGUGCUCCUCUCUACUAAAGUGCCAAAAUGAUGUUUUUUCCAUCCUCCAACCUUUACGAAUGUCUACGGAUGUUUUCAUUCAUCCAUCAAAAGUGGACUCUUCAGUUAGUCUCAGAAGACGUUUGGCCUCUCAUUUGAACUGGCUGCAUUAGUUGGAGCUUAUAGACUUAGGACAGCUCUAGUCUGAGAGGAUGGUGCAGGACCAGAGGCGACAAUUGUGGUGCAAAAAAAACCCAACUUUGAGAGGAUAAAUACAAAAAGCCAAAAGCAGUGAAGUUGGCACGUUGUGUAAAUGG